Messenger RNA from Cuculus canorus (common cuckoo), 5193 nucleotides. RefSeq names its product RAN binding protein 3 (gene RANBP3). The record is from RefSeq and is a predicted model, not a curated record. Gene Ontology annotation, cellular component: cytoplasm; nuclear pore. Gene Ontology annotation, biological process: protein export from nucleus. The transcript has 18 exons. Gene Ontology annotation, molecular function: GTPase activator activity. NCBI's taxonomy places the organism in Eukaryota, Metazoa, Chordata, Aves, Cuculiformes, Cuculidae. Bases 78 to 1823 code for a protein of 581 amino acids.
GCCGCUGGACUGGCGCACGCGCCGCGCUGGGCCGCCGUCCGGCCGUGGUGCAUUGUGGGCCGGGCUGAGGAAGUAAAAUGGCGGACCUGGCGAACGAAGAAAAACCUGCCAUUGCUCCGCCUGUCUUUGUAUUUCAGAAGGAUAAAGCACAGAAGUCCCCUGCAGAGCAAACAGGUUUGUCGGAGUCAGGCGAGGAGCCCCAGGGAGAGGUUGAGCCUCCCCACCAUGCUCUGGGUCACACAGAAUCAGCUGGUGAGCGCGACUCUCAGCACCCUGCUCCCGCUGUUGCCUCAGUCAGUGCUACCCCGAGUCCCGCUUCUGAAGCCCAGCUUGCUCCUAAUCAACAAGAACUGGCAGGGAGAUCAGCGGAUGGAUCAAGUCCAGAGGAUGGAGAUGAAUCUGAUCGAGAGGAUGGGAGCUAUUGCCCACCCAUAAAGCGUGAGAGAACUUCGUCCUUAACUCAGUUCCCUCCUUCUCAGUCAGUAACAAAGAACAACGUCUUUAUGCCAUCGAGCUUCUGUGAACCUUCCACAGGCAAUUCCGACUCAGAACCAGAGGAAAAGAGCAGUGGAUUCCGGCUGAAGCCACCAAUACUUAUCCACGGUCAGGCACCAAGCGCAGGUCUCCCUAGCCAGAAACCGAAGGAGCAGCAGCGAAGUGUGCUUCGUCCAGCAGUGUUACAGGCGCCGCAGCCAAAAGCUUUCUCGCAGAUGGUUCUCAGCAGUGGCACCAAUGGUGUAAAUAUCCCACCAGAUUCUGCAGCCACAUCAGAAUCACCAAGUAAUGCAACACUGAAAAGUUCUGACUCUGAAGACAAGGCAGGAGAAUGUCAGAAAAAAGAGUCCAACAACACUUCAGAUGAUGACAGCUGUGAGAAGGCGGAACUAAACGCACAGCAAGCAUUUGUAUUUGGACAGAACUUAAGAGAUAGAGUUAAGCUAGGAGAUGAAAGCGAUGAAACUGCUGAUGUGCAGAAUGCAGGCCUUCCUACAUCGGAUGUACCUUCGGCAACAAAUUAUUUUCUACAGUACAUCAGUUCCAGUGUAGAGAACUCUACGAACAGCACAGAUGCAUCCAGCAACAAGUUUGUGUUUGGACAGAACAUGAGUGAGCGAGUCCUAAGUCCACCCAAAUCAAAUGAAGGUAGUACAGAGAGUAACAAGGAGAAUGCUGCUACAGAGUCUGGGUCUGAAUCAUCUUCUCAGGAAGCCACACCAGAGAAAGAAUCGCUGGCAGAGUCUGCAGCAGCCUACACUAAAGCAACAGCACGGAAGUGCUUGUUAGCGAAGGUAGAAGUGAUUACUGGGGAGGAAGCUGAAAGUAACGUGUUGCAGAUUCAGUGCAAGCUGUUUGUAUUUGAUAAAAACUCUCAGUCUUGGGUGGAAAGAGGCCGAGGACUUCUGAGGCUCAACGAUAUGGCCUCGACAGAUGACGGAACACUGCAGUCUCGGCUGGUGAUGAGGACUCAGGGGAGUCUCAGGUUAAUCUUAAAUACCAAGCUCUGGGCUCAGAUGCAGAUCGAUAAAGCCAGUGAGAAGAGCAUCCGGAUCACCGCCAUGGAUACAGAGGACCAGGGAGUUAAAGUUUUUCUUAUAUCAGCAAGCUCUAAGGAUACCGGGCAGCUGUAUGCUGCAUUGCACCACCGGAUCUUGGCCUUGCGGAGUAGAGUGGAACAAGAGCAAGAAGUCAAGAAUGUAGCACCUGAGCCAGAGGUAACGCAAUCCAAUGAGGAGGACAGCGAUGAUGAUGUCAUUGCACCUUCAGGAUCAGUUGGAAGUGGUCCUAAUGAUGAAGGUGACGGGCAGAACGUUGGCAGCACAUAGCAGAUGUGAGCCGAUCUGCUUGCAAGGCUGCUAUCAACACCAUCUUGCAGGCAUCUCUGAAUACCCCAGGCCAGCUGUUAUUUUCAGGCAGUGUUGAAGACUCCAGGACUUAAAAACUGUGCAUCCCUGUUCUGUUUGUUUGGUUUUUUGGUCUGGAUCAGUAGAUUCUACACAAAAAAAGCAGACUUGGAAACUACCUGAAUGUGGUUUGGGACGUGAAAGCUCAUCAUAUUGAUGAGCCAAAACAAAAAAAACCAAACAUUUCCCCUCAUCCUUGUAAUUGAAAUGGCACAUUACAGCUUGUCACAGCUUCUCAUUGGGACCUUUUGACUGUUUCUUCAGUAGCUCAUGUCUUGCAGGCCUCCAAGAUAGAACUUUCCGACACAGUUCCAACUCGAAUUCUGCUUUUGUAACCCCUGCUCCCCCUUUAUGAAUUUCUGCCACCUGCAGGGAAGUCGUGUCCUCACCAGUCCCCAACUCACUGACUGCCCUCCUGGGUUCGCUCUCUUUUUGGACUAUGGAUGGGGCAGAUUUAUGUUUUUACCUUUUAAUCCCAACGUAGGUAGUGAACGCUGUUGUUCCCUGUCUAGUGGGUUUGUAAACAGAAACAAAACAUUGUGAUUCACCAGAAGAGCUUUUUUUAAUGCGGUAAGAAGAGACUCUGAAGUCCCCAGGAUGUUUUGCUAACUCCUUUUCUUUCUUCCCAUGUCAUUAUUAUUAUUUGGGGAUUUAUAUUGUGGUGAUACUUUUUUAUUUUAGUUUUUCAAUAAGAUGCUCUUGUGUGUUGAAAAAGUGAAACUAUUGUUUUGUACUGUUCUUUUCUGUUACUAUUUAAGGGAGAGCUAAGCCACUGUAUACAAUAGGUGUUGCAUACAAUUUCUUAGGAAAUGAUCUGUUUCUGUGGCUACAGUGAGGUGUAGGAGGCAGACAGGUUACACCUUCCGACAGGUUGAUGAGGAAACAGCUGUUAGCCCUUCCCAGAAUAAACCAGGCUCAUGGGAUGAGCUCUGCCAGCUAUUAAAAAUCAAUCAGUAUAACAAAGCAGCUCUCAUUCAGUGGCUUGAUUCACCAAGCCAUUUAAGCACUUGCCUGACUUGACCACAUGUGAAUAAUUUCACUGAAUCAACACAACUCCUCAUGCUUACAGUUGAGUUCAUUUUUAAACAUCUUGCUGAAUUAACGGCCUUAAAUAGAAAAUUAACUUCUAACCCUUCCUGUCCCUCUUCUGUUUCCUGAAGUCUUGCAGCAUGAAGAAGGUGACAUUGCCAGUUUGGAAUAGGUUGGGCUGAAGGACACUGUAUUCUGUUCCACCAAAAUAAAAGCAAGAAUGUGUUUUCCCGUGUGUAGUUCUGAAAUGCUCCUGCUGUCCCCAGGACUCACUCUUUGCUUUGGAUAUUUUUUAAUCAUUUGGGGCUUUUGUGUGAAAGCUGAGUUUUGUCUGCCAUGAAAACACACGGUAGGUUCUUGUCCAGCAAGGUCAGAAUUUGGUGGUCUCCAAGAACAGCGACCAGUUCACUUUCUUUAUAAACUGCCCAAACUGUUCUAUUUUCCUUGUAAGUAUUUUACUGAUAAGUAACUUCUCACUUGCUUGGUCUUUCUCCUUUAGGUUAAGGAGACCUAAAAUGCACAGUUUAAAAGAGAAUUCAAGGGGAAGAAGGAUUUAAUAUAGUGAAUUGGAAAUGAAAACCCCAUUUGUAGCACAAAUGCAACUUUGAAAUUAUUCAACUAGCAAAGCAGUCCUUACCGCCUGUGUGUUGGUGGAAAACACUUAACCGGGAGUCAAGAACAUGUUUAAUUCUACCUGUUGUCCACUGUUAAGCAUUGCUGGAGACUCAAGCUCUUGGGGCAGGGGUUGCUUUGCUUUUUCUGACAGCCCCUUGAAGGAACAUCUGGGAUUGCUUUUCCAGGGAGCAAAAGGGGCUGCUGCUGCGCUGUGCCACUGCCUUUGUGAUAUCUCUGGAUCAUCUGCUCAUGCCUUUGUGUGUUUGGGGUUGUUCCUCCUUAGACAUAUGGGGGUUUAACCAUUGAUGCCCCCAUCUCAUGCAGCAGAAGCGUAGCAUGUUCCCACCACCACCCACACAACAGUCUCUGUCACAAGGUCUGGGGAACUGCUGGAUUUUCCAAGAGGUGAUGUGCAUUUUGGAUCUUGGAUCUUUUUACACUGAGAUACUCAAAUUUCAAGUACUCUUUUCAAACAACCUUGCGGCGCCAAGCUGCUCGUUGUCGGCAUAAAGAAAAUUAAAGGUGUCAGAAAAACGGAAUCGGCGUGGUUGCUUUGUUGGGUGUCGUGGUGAUGAUACAGCCACCGCAGCAUUCUAAAGUCUGGCAAUUGUUUCCUGACACAAGUUUUAUUUUGGCUGGAAGCAUUGCUCGUGUGUUACAGUGAAGAGGACAGGGUUGGUGUGAGCCAUGAAUGGAAUUGGCCACAAUUGACAGCUAAAACCUGAUCAUGCCCAUGUGUUGUGAAAGCUUUAUCUCCCUGUCCUAUCCACGUGGGGACUGCACUAAACCUCCUCUCAGAAAACAAGUGCCCCCAACUCCCUGGGCCCUGCCUUGUUCCCUGGGGGCAGUGAGGACUAAGGUUGUCCUCCAGCCUUUUCCCUUUGCACCAUUCUCCUGCUGCAUCUUUACUCCAGGGUUUAUUGCUCACAUAUGGAUGCUGUUACCAUGGCGCGUCUCACCCUUCACGCUGCCCAGGGCAGAAAGGAGAGUUUGGCAUUGAGCACAGCUGCUUGGGGAACGCUGCAGGAAGAACCCUCUUAGCCCUGACAUUCAAAAGAAGCUCCCAGCCACAGGAACUACAGGCAUUAAGACAAGAAAAAGGGUAGUUGCACCACUUUGCCGUAGCCCAGCGCACGCACGGUGCUUCUGAGAGGGCAGGGAAGGAUCUCAAAUAACCUGGUCAGAGUGAUGGUGGAGGCCUCAUCCCUGGAAGCAUUCAAGGUCAGGUUGGAUGGGGCUCCGAGGAACCUGAUCAAGUUGAAGAUGUCCCUGCUCACUGCAGAGGGGGUGGACUGGAUGCCCUUCAUGGUCCCUUCCAACCCAAACCAUUCUAUGGUCCUCAGCCAUCCCCACCAAGACCAGGCUGGGCGCUUGUCCAUGUUAGAAGCAUGCAGGAUUGAAACAUCCGCUUUGUGAUGAUUCUCCCUGUUCCCAGUCACUGUGGGACCAGCUCCACCGCUUGGGUGGUGUUGCUGUCAAAGGACUAUUCCUAACAUGGCCUGUUCUGCAGUUUGGCCUCUGCUUCUCCCAGCAAAUGUAGAAAAAACGUUUUAAUUCCUUUCUAGAAAUAGGUUGUGUAUUUGAAAAUUGACCAUUUUCCCAUAAUCUUCUCUAGUUUUAGGAAUUUCAACUAUGAUCAUUGCCACAA